AUGUCCAAAGCUCAAUUCUUGCGAGAGUACAAGCUCGUCGUCGUGGGCGGUGGUGGUGUCGGAAAGUCGGCAUUGACGAUCCAGUUCAUCCAGAGCCACUUUGUCGACGAAUACGACCCGACCAUCGAGGACUCGUACCGAAAGCAAUGCGUCAUUGACGAGGAGGUCGCCCUGCUCGACGUCUUGGAUACCGCCGGUCAGGAGGAGUACAGUGCGAUGCGCGAGCAAUACAUGCGAACAGGCGAGGGCUUCUUGCUAGUCUACAGCAUCACAUCGCGCAACUCGUUUGACGAGAUCUCGACGUUCCACCAGCAGAUUCUGCGAGUCAAGGACAAGGACUCGUUCCCCGUGAUUGUGGUGGCCAACAAGUGCGACUUGGAAUACGAGAGGCAGGUGGGCAGCCACGAGGGUCGCGAGCUCGCAAAACACUUUGGAUGCCGCUUCAUCGAGACCUCGGCCAAGCAGCGCAUCAACGUCGACGAGGCGUUCAGCAACCUCGUGCGCGAGAUCCGCAGAUAUAACAAGGAGCAGACCAUGGGGCGUCCCGGCGCGGCAGGCGCCACAAGCGGCGCCGGUGGCAUGGAGCGUUUCCAGACCGAAGAGGGCUCGCACGACGCCGGGUGCUGCAAGGGCUGCGUGGUGCUCUAG
Moesziomyces antarcticus is the source of this 648-nucleotide messenger RNA. Its product is annotated as 24 kDa RAS-like protein. The coding region runs from base 1 to 648 and encodes 215 amino acids. Lineage: Eukaryota; Fungi; Basidiomycota; Ustilaginomycetes; Ustilaginales; Ustilaginaceae. Gene Ontology annotation, biological process: signal transduction. Gene Ontology annotation, cellular component: plasma membrane. The record is from RefSeq and is a predicted model, not a curated record. The transcript is spliced from 2 exons. Gene Ontology annotation, molecular function: GTPase activity; GDP binding; GTP binding.